This is a messenger RNA of Panicum virgatum (switchgrass), 829 nucleotides long. RefSeq names its product pathogenesis-related protein PRB1-3-like. NCBI's taxonomy places the organism in Eukaryota, Viridiplantae, Streptophyta, Magnoliopsida, Poales, Poaceae. Gene Ontology annotation, cellular component: extracellular region. Bases 6 to 614 code for a protein of 202 amino acids. The record is from RefSeq and is a predicted model, not a curated record. The transcript has a single exon.
UUCUGAUGGCGGGGCUCCUCCUCCUCGCCGUCGACCUCGCGGCCCUGGCGGUGGUCCUGCUCGCCGCCCCCGCCUCCCCGUUCUCGCUGCACGGCCACUUCUCCGCAAGCUACGGCGGCGGCGUCCGGACGCAGCACCAGGCCGACGCGUCGGCGGCGGCGGAGCACGGCGAGCACCACGUCCCCGCCGAAGGCGCCCUGGCGCACGAGUUCCUGGAGGCGCACAACCAGCUGCGCGCCAAGUACGGCGUCCCGCCGCUGCGCUGGAGCAGCAAGCUGGCCCGGUACGCGCGCCGCUGGUCGUCCAUGCGCCGCUUCGACUGCGUCAUGAUGCACUCCCCGGCCUCACCCUACGGCGAGAACGUCUUCUGGGGCUCUGGCAGCGACUGGCGCGCCGCCGACGCCGUCAAGAGCUGGGCCACCGAGGCGUCCAACUUCGACUGGCGCGCGCAGGCGUGCCACCCGGGCCAGGUCUGCGGCCACUUCACGCAGCUCGUCUGGAACGACACCGAGUACGUCGGCUGCGGCAGGUCCGAGUGCUUCGCCGGCGGCGUGUUCAUCACCUGCUCAUACGACCCGCCGGGGAACUGGAAGGGGGAGGUGCCGCUCACCUGAGCUGAGCUGAGCAUCGCAUCGGCAUCCAUCCAUGGGGAUGGGGACAGGUAGCUGGCGCUGCUGGUCCGAGAGCGACCAUUAUUACACUGUGCUAUUGUUGCUAACUUGCUGUUACUGCUGCUAUUGCUAUUCAUGCUCGAUUUUGGACUUGAUAUAUACUGUAUAUUUGAGUUGCUCGAGGUUCUUCUUUAAUUUCCUCGAAAGCAGAAAAUGAU